Exserohilum turcica Et28A is the source of this 396-nucleotide messenger RNA. RefSeq lists its product as uncharacterized. Gene Ontology annotation, cellular component: sno(s)RNA-containing ribonucleoprotein complex; Mpp10 complex; nucleus. Bases 1 to 396 code for a protein of 131 amino acids. The transcript has a single exon. The record is from RefSeq and is a predicted model, not a curated record. Gene Ontology annotation, biological process: rRNA processing. NCBI's taxonomy places the organism in Eukaryota, Fungi, Ascomycota, Dothideomycetes, Pleosporales, Pleosporaceae.
AUGGAAGAUGCACGGCCCACGGCUGGCGGCGACGUCGCCGCCGCAAGCAUGCUUGCGCCGCAGGAAAUCUACAAGCCGGGCGAUGCGCAGAGCAAGACGGAAAUCGUCACAAAGAGCGGCAUGCCCGUUGCCCGCGAAGAAAUGUCGCGCGAGGAGAAGCUGUCGAGGCGGCGCCGCGCAAAGGAGAGGGCCAAGAAGGCCGGUCUGAACAAGCCCAAGCCAACUACCACUGCUGAGCCCAAGGACACCAAGAAGAGAGGCGACAAGAAACAAUUGCUCGGCGACCUCAAGAAGGGCGGCGUCCAGAUCAUCGGGCGCAAGGGCGCGCUGACAGACGUCGAGGGCAACGAGGUCAAGGAUGCGGUUACCAAGGGCGCGGGAAGCUAUAAGCUGUAG